AUGCAGUCGGACAUGGAUUGUCCGUGCGAGAGACUCGUGGUGGCGGUCGGCAAGGAUAACGGGUCGAAGGAGGCCAUUCGAUGGGCCGUCGCCAACAAGAUUCGGUCGCCCAACGACGUCCUUAUCUUGCUCCACGUCGUCUCUCGGUUACCAGGACCAAUGGGCACGGAGAUAUACCAGAGCGAGGUGAACAACACGCUGUUCGUGCACUAUGUGCGCACCGUGGUGCAGCCCAUGAUGUCCCUCCUCAAGUCCUCCAUCAGCGCCCAUGUGAACGUUCAGAUGAAGCUCUCGCGCAACAACCAUCGCGACAAAGGAACUAUGGAGGAAGCCCGCAACCUGCGCGCCACCACGCUCGUUAUCGGCAGCAACGGCCGUUCCUCCCUCUUCUCCUCGAAGCCCAAGGUGUCGGCCUUGGGGCAAUACUGUGCCAAGUACCGUCCGUACGGCAUGGCGGUAUGCGUGAUAGACAAGGGCGGCAAGCUCGUGCUUUCCAAGGAAGCCGACGCGCCUUCCUCUGUCACCAACAGCGGCAGCCCCGCCUCGUCCGGCCGAGCCUCCGGCCAGAUCAGCCCCGGCCAGUCCGGCCGAUUCCAACGGCAGGCUGGCGGAGGGUCAGGCCCGGGAACCGGGACGAGCACUCCCAGCAGCAUGGAUGGCGGCGGGGGAUUCCCAAGGAGGGCGGGAAGUGCUGCUGGGGGCAUGAGUGGCGGCAUGGGUGGCGGCGGCGGUGGGAGUUUUGGUGGUCGUGGCGGUGGGUCGAUGGGUGGGACACCGGGGGCGUCGGGUGUGCUGGAACCCACGUACAGCGGAACGUUUGGCGACGGCUCUGAUGGGGCCCCGCCAGCCUUGGACCCUCUCCGCACCUCCCCUGCACACGCCCUCAACCCCUCCCGCCCGCCCUACGCCUCAGACGCGCGCGCCUCCCCCUCACGCGCCGCCAUGCCCACUCCCCCGCUCGACCCCGGCGCCCCCGGUCCCCUGCGCCCCUCAGGGCUGGGCCCGCGCGGAUCCAUGAACGAGCGCGCCAUGGGGGGGGGAGGGGGAGGGGGAGGGUUCCCCAUGAGCGCCAAUGGCAGCGGCACCAUGCUGCCAGUGUAUGGGUCCCAGCCAAGCAUGGCGGGCGUAGGCAUGGGGGCCCCAGGCAUGGGUGCGGGUGCAGGGAUGGGUGGGGGUGGCGGGCCAGUGGGAAUGAGCUCAUCUGGUUCCCCCAGCACCAGCGGAUCCACCAAUCUGCUCCUCUCCGGUCGCCGCUUCCCCCGCGCCGGCUCCUCAGACUCCUCCCCCACCUCCUCCGCCUCCUCCCCCAGCUGGAACCGCCCUGGGGCCGCCCCUGGCGGCGGUUCUACUGGGGGUGGUUUCCAGCAGGGACAGGCGCAGGGGCAGGGACAGGGGGGGAUUCAGGGGCAGGGGGGGAUUCAGGGGCAGGGGGGGAUUCAGGGGCAGGGGGGGAUUCAGGGGCAGGGGGGGAUUCAGGGGCAGGGGGGGAUUCAGGGGCAGGGGGGGAUUCAGGGGCAGGGGGGGAUUCAGGGGCAGGGGGGGAUUCAGGGGCAGGGGGGGAUUCAGGGGCAGGGGGGGAUUCAGGGGCAGGGGGGAGUGCAGGAUGCAGUGGGAGUGGGGCUGGCAGCAGGGCUGCAGGGGGAGGCGCUGGAGGAUUUCGUGGCGUGGAGGCGGGGCAACCCCAUGGCGUCGUACGUGCAGCAGCAGGAGUACAUUCUCGAUGCCCACAGGCGCAUGGCUGCUGGCGGCGGUGGUGGUGGUGGUGGUGGUGGUGGUGGUGGCAUGAUGACGAUGCAGCAGCAGCAGCAGCAGCAGCAGUGGAAGGGGCAGAUGCCAGUGCUGACGCAUAUGAACUCUCUGGGCUCUGGCACGUCUGGCGAUGAGGCUAGUGACGACCUGCGCAAGGAGCUAGAGCGCAUGCGCCUGCGCGCCGCCGAGGCGGAAGCAGCCCAGGCGGAAGCAGAGCUGCGCGCGCAGCGGCUGAUGCUGGAAGCGCAGUCGUCCGUGCGGCAAGUGGAGGCAGCGCAGCGGCAGAAGGAGCUCGAGACGGCCGCACGCGUGGAGCAGGCAGCUCUCGAGGCGCUCACGGCGCAGGCUGCAGCGGAGGAGGCGCGGCGCGCUGCAGAGGCAGAGUUACAGAGGAAGGACGUGGCGAGGAGGGAGGCUGCGGCUAAGGCUGCGGAGCUUGAGGUGCAGGCGAAGCGGCGGAAAGAGGCGGAGAUGAGGGCGCUGAAUGGUGGUGUUGGCGGGAGCUCUGUGGGGAGCAGUGGGAGCAAUGGGAAGGGCGGCAGCGGAGGUGGAUCGGGGGGUGCGGGCACGGGAGCGGGAGGGGAGGGUGUGGAGGGGAAGGAGGGGGAGGGAGAGAGUGAGGAGCGGGCUGUGGUGCAGGAAGGGCCGUUUGUGGAGCACACGUGGGAAGAGAUGAAGGCGUGCACGGAGGGCUUCAGUGAGCAGCGCAAGAUAGGAGAGGGAGGGUUUGGCACAGUGUAUCUGGGCACGCUGCACCACACACCCGUGGCAGUCAAGGUGCUCAAGAGCCGCGACCACCACAAGGCCAAGUCCGAGUUCCGCCAAGAGGUGGCGGUGCUGAGUCAGAUCCAGCACCCGCACGUGGUGAUGCUGCUGGCCUGCUGCUCGUCCCACUUCUGCCUUGUCUACGAGUACAUGGCGGGGGGCAGCCUCGACGAGCGCCUGCGCUGCACCAAGGGCACGGCGCCGCUCCUCUGGCACUCGCGCCUGCGCAUCGCAGCAGAGGUCGCAUCCGCCCUCCUCGUCCUCCACAACCGCCCCGUGCCCAUAGUCCACCGGGACCUCAAGCCCGCGAAUAUCCUCCUGGAUAAGAACCUAGUGGCGAAGCUCGCAGAUGUGGGUCUCGCCAGGCUCAUGCCCGCAGCAGACGACUCCUCCGGGAACGGCAACGCCGUCAUGCGGACGUACGCGCGGGAAUCCGUCGCUGUCGGCACCUUUGCCUACAUGGACCCGGAGUUUCAACGCACGGGGGAAUAUGGCCCGAAAUCCGAUGUCUACGCGCUCGGAAUCGUGCUGCUGGACCUUCUCACGGGCCUGCGUCCGAACGCGUUUGAAGGGCUGGAAGAUGCGGUGGACGACGAGGACGAGGAGGCUCUCGCGGCUCUCCUGGACAAAACCGCUGGCGACUGGCCGGUGCCGUUGGCCAUGGAGCUUGCAAAGAUGGCGCUGAAAUGCUCCGAGAUGCGCAGGAGGAGCCGGCCAGAUCUGGCGACGGUCGUGAUGCCGGUGCUGGAGAAGGCGCGAGAGGUGGCUGCUAAAGUGGAGGAGGAGAUGGAGGGGAAUGCGUGGCGCGCCGGUAGCUUGCCCAGUCCGCACAAGCCGGCUAGCUGCUUCUUCUGCCCGUUGACCAAGGAGGUGAUGCAGGAUCCAGUGCUGGCAGCGGACGGGCACACGUACGAGCGCGCAGCGAUCUCCAAGUGGCUGGCGGAGGGCAACAGCACAUCGCCCAUGACGCACGAGGCGCUGCCCAACACCGAUGUCAUGCCAAACCACGCCAUCCGUGCCAUGAUCACCGAGUGGCGCUCCGGCAAGUAG
Closterium sp. Yama58-4 is the source of this 3564-nucleotide messenger RNA. Lineage: Eukaryota; Viridiplantae; Streptophyta; Zygnematophyceae; Desmidiales; Closteriaceae. The record is from the annotation of a GenBank genome assembly.